Ananas comosus (pineapple) is the source of this 3193-nucleotide messenger RNA. RefSeq names its product serine/threonine-protein kinase BLUS1. The record is from RefSeq and is a predicted model, not a curated record. Gene Ontology annotation, molecular function: protein kinase activity; protein serine/threonine kinase activator activity; ATP binding. The transcript is spliced from 21 exons. Gene Ontology annotation, biological process: protein phosphorylation. Lineage: Eukaryota; Viridiplantae; Streptophyta; Magnoliopsida; Poales; Bromeliaceae. Bases 201 to 2264 code for a protein of 687 amino acids.
UUCGUUUAUAUAAAUCCCCUCUCCCUCUCUCUCUCUCUCUCUCUCUCUCUCUAUCUCUAUCUCUCUCUCUCUCUAUCUCUCUGUGUGUCUGUCUCGGGCCAAUCGCUUGCGACCAUAGUCAACGAGAUCGGAAAGCCCUAGCUCCGGCGAUCGUCGGAGGGUAUCGGCCACCGGAGGCGGACCAAGAGGCGGCGGAGAGGAUGGGGAAGAACGGGAGCGAGCGGCGGAGCUACUCGGCGUGCCACGCGGACUACCAGCUCCUCGAGGAGGUCGGCUAUGGCGCCAGCGCCACCGUGUUCAGGGCGAUCUACGUCCCCACCAACGAGAUCGUCGCCGUGAAGUGCCUGGAUCUUGAUCGCUGCAACAGUAACCUCGAUGAUAUACGAAGGGAAGCCCAGACAAUGAGCUUGAUAGACCACCCCAAUGUUGUAAGAGCUUACUGCUCAUUUGUUGUCGACCGCACCCUUUGGGUGGUUAUGCCAUUUAUGGCAGAGGGUUCGUGUCUGCACCUGAUGAAGACUUCUUAUCCUGAUGGAUUUGAAGAGCCUAUUAUUGGCUCUAUUCUGAAGGAGGCACUUAAGGCUUUGGAGUACCUUCACACACAUGGCCAUAUACACCGUGAUGUCAAGGCUGGAAACAUCCUUCUUGACAGUUCUGGUCGGGUGAAGCUUGGGGACUUUGGUGUUUCUGCUUGCAUGUUUGACAAAGGUGACAGGCAACGCUCCAGAAAUACAUUUGUUGGAACACCAUGCUGGAUGGCCCCUGAAGUUCUGCAGCCGGGGAAUGGAUACGAUUUCAAAGCUGAUAUCUGGUCAUUUGGAAUAACGGCACUUGAACUGGCGCAUGGCCAUGCUCCAUUUUCUAAAUAUCCUCCUAUGAAGGUUCUUCUUAUGACACUUCAGAAUGCACCUCCCGGACUUGAUUAUGAUCGUGAUAGAAGAUUUUCAAAGUCUUUUAAAGAAAUGGUUGCAAUGUGCUUGGCGAAAGAUCAAACAAAAAGGCCAACAGCAGAAAAGUUAUUGAAGCAUUCAUUUUUCAAACAUGCAAAACCUCCGGAACUGUCAUUGAAAAGUAUUUUAGCUGGCUUGCCACCACUUUGGGAGAGGGUCAAAGCGCUCCAGCUUAAAGAUGCUGCUCAACUAGCUUUGAAGAAAAUGCCAUCCGCAGAGCAAGAAGCAUUAUCACUGAGUGAGUAUAAACGGGGCGUUAGUGCAUGGAACUUUGAUAUUGAUGACUUAAAGGCCCAAGCAUCAAUGAUUCAGGAAGAUGAUGACCCUCCUGAAGCAAAGGAAGAUGAGGAAAUUGUCAGAGCGUUUGUUGUUGACAAGGAUCUAUCUUCUUUGAAAUGUAAUUCUGGGAAAUCCAUAUGUGCCAAUGAUAUUGCUUGUAGGGAAAUAGAAGAUUCAAAUGGGAAGUACCUGAGUAUAAAAGAUGAAACUUCAGAAACAAAACUUGACAAACCUGUCAGUUACGAAAGGGGUGAUGGAUGUGAGAACCGCAGAUAUGUAGAUGAUUUUGUGCCUUCUACGUCAAAGCAAGGCAUAGAGCUUAAUCAUUCCAAAGGCGAUGUUGGGAAGAAGCAAAAGACUUAUAGCAGUCCAUGUAUGCCCUCUAGUAAUAGCUCCUUGGCUGAUAGAGGACGACAUGUUGAAAGGUCUGAAGUGGAGACUCAACCAGUGGGUGAGAAAUAUAAACGUGAUGUCCGCAGAACCACAAAUUUUAGCGGCCCAUUGGUACUUCCAAACCGUGCUUCUGCAAACAGUUUAUCAGCACCAAUACGAUCUUCCGGAGGUUAUGGAGAUUCAUCAGAGGAUAAGUCUAAACCUAAUGUUGUACAAAUAAAAGGCCGAUUUUCAGUUACAUCUGAAAAUGUGGAUCUCGGAAAGGUUCAGGACAUUCCUCUAGGAACAAUAUUACGGAGGUCAUCCCAGGCAUCUCCUUUAAGGAAAUCAGCCAGUGUUGGUGAUUGGCUGACGGCCAAACCAGUGCCUGGUAAUCAACAUCCAAAGGAACUUAACAAUAGUUCAGUACCUUCAUCCAUCCUCAUGCCUCACCUUCAGAAUCUUUUCCAGCAGACUUCAUUUCAACAGGAUCUUAUCAUGAAUCUUUUGAAUAGCCUGCAACAGGUUGACGUAGUUGAUGCUUCUCAGGCUGGAAUGUCUUCGCAGGGUCGCAAUGCAGAUAAUGAUAUCUUGGUUGAAGCAGCAACAACUGAGCGGGAACGCUUGUUGCUCAUCAAAAUUUACGAAUUGGAAGCCAGCUAACUUACUAUCACUCACGAACAAGCUACUUGUAAACUGCAUAAACAAGCGCAUGGAAACAACCAUGGUUUGAUGUGUAUGAAAGUAUGACAGACGUUGGCUAUAUACAUUAGAAAGACAUUAUAGGUCUGUUUUAAGUCAAGAUUUAGUUUGCUACUUUCAUUACUUUCUAAAUAUUGUUAAAAUGUUCAGGAGUGCUUUAUAAGGUUGUUAAAUGGAGAUACAGUUUAGGAAAUUGGAUAUGGAUAUCAUGGAAAACUGUCAAGAGUGAUACAGAUUAUAAGCUAUGGAGCAAUUAAACUGAAGUUCGAGCAUUAGCCCUACAUUUCUUUUUACUCUUUCUGUGUGUCUCUCUAAUCACAUCUAAUCACAUCAUGUGGAAUUAAAACUAUUAGUGAAAAUGUUUGUGGAGAUCUCCUUAAAGCACCUGUUCGUUAGACUUGUUUGGUUAGAAAGUAACAAUUAGUUCAUCCCUAGGUGCCUUUGAUUAUCUAGAACGUAGGGAAAGUCAAAUGGAGAUUUUUUUUUUUUUUUUUUGGUAGUAAGCUGAGGCUGUUGAGCUUGUUUUACAAGUUUAUUUUAGUCCUGUUUUCACAAUCUCUUUCUUGCUUUUAUUAGUUGCCACUUGAUUGUCAUACUGGUGUGAAAUUCAUAUUUGCUGCUCACAAUUCUCGACACAAAUUGUAUGCUUGAAGUGAAUUUGAGGAUUACAUAUUCUCAUUACAGGAACGUUCUAUUGUUUUAUAUCUCAACCUUUAAUAGCCGCUACAGGGCUCACAAUUCUCGACACAAAUUGUAUGCUUGAAAUGAAUUUGAGGAUUACAUAUUCUCAUUACAGGAGUAUUCUGUUGUUUUAUAUCUCAAGCUUUAAUAGCCGCUAUAGGAUUUUGUAAUUCUAAAGACAUUGCUUUUUAGUUUGUCUACCCUUUAUC